Messenger RNA from Fonsecaea erecta, 957 nucleotides. RefSeq lists its product as hypothetical. Bases 1 to 957 code for a protein of 318 amino acids. Gene Ontology annotation, cellular component: RNA polymerase II transcription regulator complex. Lineage: Eukaryota; Fungi; Ascomycota; Eurotiomycetes; Chaetothyriales; Herpotrichiellaceae. The transcript is spliced from 3 exons. Gene Ontology annotation, molecular function: DNA-binding transcription activator activity, RNA polymerase II-specific; transcription cis-regulatory region binding. The record is from RefSeq and is a predicted model, not a curated record.
AUGGACUUCUCAUACUUCACCUCAGCCCCGCAACCAUAUCAGUUCUUUGGCUUGCCUCAUACGCCUUCCACAACUCAAACGGGUCAUCUGGACGAGUUCAGGACCGCUCCUUCGACCGAUCAAUAUGACGCUGCCUUCGCGGCGUUUCAGCAGAGCUUCCACUAUGACCCUGCCACUUUCCUCGCGCAGCCGCAUCAAUCAUCCACCCAAUCUCCCCCGAUCCAAGGUCGCCAUGACUCGAUGGUAUCUAUGCCGGAAGUCGACAUGACCAGUCUUACUACGUCGGCGAUAGACAUGACGCCCGACGAACCAGCCGCCGCAAGAAGUAGCAGCGAAGAGAAGGAUACCUUGACACCUCAGCAGAGUCGAAGGAAGGCACAAAACAGAGCUGCUCAGAGAGCGUUUCGCGAGCGAAAGGAGAAGCACGUGAAGGAUCUCGAGGCCAAGCUGACAAGCCUGCAACACCAGUCUGUGACCCUGAACGGCGAAAACGAGCGGCUCCGGCGCGAGCUCGCAAAAAUUGCAACCGAGAACGAGAUUCUUCGUGCCACAUCUGGUGCGGCAUCGAAUGGUCCGACACCAUUUAUGGAAGAGCCAGAUGAGUUGGUCGGCCCGCUGGGGUUUGUGCCCACCGAUCGACACCCGAAAGACCGCUCGCCGGCUAGCAGCAGUGGUUCCUCCUUCGACAUCGGUUCCAAAUAUGCCCACUUUGGCACGCUAAGGACCAUCACAUUGGACAACGAUACUGGCGAGCCGCUGCUUGGGGCUGGCGCUACUUGGGACUACAUCCAAGCUCAUGAGCUCUUCCGCAAGGGCCUGGUGGACGUCGGCGACGUUUGUGAGCGUUUAAAAAAAAUGGCAAGGUGUGACGGCCAAGGGCCAAUCUUCCUCGAGAGUGAUGUCCGGCGAGCGAUUGCCGAGAGCGCCGUUGCCGGAGGGCGGGACGAGCUGAUAUGA